AACGAUUUUCUGGUGUGAAUGAAACUGAUUACAGAGUGUAUUUAUUGGGAAAUCCUGUAAUUUGGUUGGCUAACUUGUUUUGUCUAUGUGUAUACAUUCUAUUAGCUUGUAUGUAUGCUGUUAUUGCAAAAAGAGAUGUAACAGAGAAACUCAGCAUAGAAAGCUUGAAAGAAAAAUUCCUCUUCUCAUGUAAUUGGUUUUUAUGUGGUUGGGCACUACAUUAUUUUCCUUUUUAUUUGAUGCGCAGAGUUCUGUAUUUCCAUCAUUAUUUUCCAGCAAUGCUUUAUAGCAGUAUGUUGUCAGGUAUAUUGAUUGACCAUAUUUUAUAUCGACUUGAUUGGUAUUUUAAAUGUCCUGUUUAUAAAGUAUCUUUUAUGGGAAUAAUUUUUGCUAUUUUCUUCAGCUUUUAUUUGUUUUGCCCUUUAUCCUAUGGAAUGCAUGGUCCAAUGUCUGAUAAUAUUAACAGUACAAUGGCAAGUCUGAAAUGGAUGGAGUCAUGGGAAAUAUAAAGAAUUAAAAAACUGUACAAUUUUCAUUCAUUAUGGAUUACUUGGAUGUAUGUAUGUAAAGUUGAUGUAUUUGUUAGGAUUUAAACCUUGCACUGAGUGAAAUUAAAAUUGUUAACACAA
Molecule: messenger RNA, 629 nt
Organism: Saccoglossus kowalevskii
Lineage: Eukaryota; Metazoa; Hemichordata; Enteropneusta; Harrimaniidae
Product: protein O-mannosyl-transferase 2-like
Biological process (GO): protein O-linked glycosylation via mannose
Cellular component (GO): endoplasmic reticulum
Molecular function (GO): dolichyl-phosphate-mannose-protein mannosyltransferase activity
Source: RefSeq, a predicted model, not a curated record